CAUUUUAAUCCAGUUCCAAACUACCAUCUAACACCCACGACUACGUGUAUAUUAAUCCAAACAGAUCUGUUCCCUGCAAAUUGCUACCAGUCAAUGCCCCAGUCGAAGAAAUUCUCCAGCUGAAACGAUGUUUUCAAACAAUUCCUCAUCUAGCCCCAAUUCCACCAUCGAUAUAAACCCGUUAAUGGGGGAGCAGGUGUUUCGCACGCGCCACCGCUUUCUGCGCAGUCCGCCGAGCCUCCGCAGUGCGGCUCGCUUCAUCCGGCGCGCCAGCAGCCGCACCCGCACGAUGCGCGAGACGUCUGUCCGCGUUCGCGAGGCUGCUGCCGAUCAACUCGAGGAGCGUCAAAGCGACUGGGCGUACUCUAAGCCUAUAGUACUACUGGACCUAAUAUGGAACCUAGCGUUUGUGAUUGUUUCGAUUUCUGUGUUGAUCAUGAGCAGGAAAGAGUCUCCGUCUAUGCCUAUAAGGCUAUGGAUUGUUGGCUAUGCUCUUCAGUGCGUGCUACACAUGGUGUGUGUGUGUGUGGAGUAUAAGAAGAGGUAUGUGCAGCGGAAUCUCGAAGGAAGCUCGAGGGAUGGGAUUAGGUACAGUCGGAAUUACUCUAAUUCUAGUUCCGGAAGUGAUGAUGGAGACGAUGAGGAAUAUGAUUCCGAGCAGCGGCAGGAUAACGAGGAAACUAGUGUCGUUAAACAGCUGGAGUCAGCAAAUACAAUGUUCUCAUUCAUUUGGUGGUUAAUUGGGUUCUAUUGGGUAUCUGCUGGUGGCCAAAGUUUGACUCAUGAUUCACCUCAACUUUACUGGCUUUGCAUUACAUUUCUGAUCUCACCUAUUAGCAGAAGAAAAAGUUGUUUUAUGAAGCGAAAUUCUAUUAUUGGGAUGAUCCAAAUUUAUAUAGGAGAGGGAUAUACCAGAUUAGAGGAUGAAAUGAAAUCGAUCCUUUCUAGGGGUCAUGUUUCGGUUCAUGGAGAACAUUUUGGCCCUACUAAAACAACAGCAAAGAUACUUCAUUGUGGUUUCUUUUGGCUUACAUUAUUCAAGGACUGCCAUAGUUUCUGUAGAUCAUGCGAUAAGUGUCAGAGAACAGAACUCACUGUGAAUUCAUCUCGAAAAGAUUGGUCCAAAAAAUUGGAAGAUGCCUUGUGGGCCUGUCGCAUCGCGUUGAAGACGCCCAUUGGAAUGUCACAAUACCAAAUAGUCUUUGGGAAAGUAUGCCACCUACCCGUUGAGAUCGAACACAAAGCAUACUUGUCACUGAAGCAGUUAAACAUGGAUCUAGGAAGGCUGGAGAAAUAA
Messenger RNA from Olea europaea var. sylvestris, 1297 nucleotides. Its product is annotated as E3 ubiquitin-protein ligase At1g12760-like. The record is from RefSeq and is a predicted model, not a curated record. NCBI's taxonomy places the organism in Eukaryota, Viridiplantae, Streptophyta, Magnoliopsida, Lamiales, Oleaceae. Bases 128 to 1297 code for a protein of 389 amino acids. The transcript has 5 exons.